AUGUCUCUCCUACGAUACGCCUCUUGCAGCCAGACGACCCACCAAACCAGCGACCCUCCAUCUGUCGCUCCCGGCGCCGCAACAGUCCGUCCUUGGCCUAUUCCCCUCUUACCUCCAGUUCACGAGGAGGAGUCGACAGAAACGACGAUUCAGAACGAUGACGAGAAUACCUACCGCCUAGACCUCCAUGAUUCCCGUAUCAAGUACCGCGCCGAGACAGACGCCACACGGCUGCGACUCACUCACCACUUGGAAUGCGCUCGCGCCGAUGAACGCGCUUUUGAACACAACGACCAUGUUGACCACGUUGACGACCACGUUGACGACCACGUUGACGACCACGUUCACAAGCAUGUUCACAACUACGUUCGCGACCACGUUCACGACCACGAGCUCGCUGGGAACUGCGCUCAAGGUGACGAUGUCUAUGCUGAAACUCGACGGCAAGACCUCUAUUCGACAGAGCCCCGCAUGCUUGCUUUGGAAGCUGAACUCGAAGAUGUCACCGACGAUCGCAGGGACUUACGCGUCGAGAACGAGCAGUUCCGACUUCGCGUUAGCAAACUCGAAGAAGCUACAGGCAUGGUCUCUGAAGCAAAGGCGGUCGUCCAUGCUUUGCAAAAGAACUCUCACCAUGAGCGGGAAGACGCAGACAAGUUCUACAAGCUCUAUGAAGUCGAACGCAAAAAGGCUGAGCAAUACUUCGUCAAUCGCGCCAACUCUGAUGUAGACUACGAUCAUAUGGAUGAAAAUCUCCAGAGGGUGCGUAAGGAACUGGCUACCAGCAACGCUCGCGCAACAAUGGCAGAGACACAACGUAGUGAAAAGGACAUAGCUUUGGUCGAUCUGGUCCAGGAAAAGAGCGAAGCAACGUGUCGUCUGCAGCGGCGUGACCCAAUCGAUCUGCUUUACGCUGUCCUGUCCAGGACCUACACAAACCCCACCGCUCCCAUCCGGCCUGGCCUCUGCAAGGCUGCGCAACAAGCCCAAGUUUGAAUCUUGGCACCUUCCGAGCAACUCAUCACACCGCAAGCUACUACCUCCGCAACCGCGACCGCUACAACAGUCCCAAUCUCCACACGUGUGGGACGGAUUACCACGCCACCGCAACUCUCGUCAUGCCCGACGACGCGAGAUACAGUCACCCAUCUCGCCUGAGUCUCAACCUCUCAGCCACACCGUGUAUGAUGCGCAACCACAACACUGGCUUUUCGCAGAAGUGGCUCGGUAACAAGCUCUGACACGGCGAGGAACCUAGAGCGAAGUACGACAAGCGGAGGCGACAGGCCGCUCACAAGUGCGAGACCUACACAGAUA
Messenger RNA from Dothidotthia symphoricarpi CBS 119687, 1317 nucleotides. RefSeq lists its product as uncharacterized. NCBI's taxonomy places the organism in Eukaryota, Fungi, Ascomycota, Dothideomycetes, Pleosporales, Dothidotthiaceae. The record is from RefSeq and is a predicted model, not a curated record. The transcript is spliced from 2 exons. Bases 1 to 996 code for a protein of 331 amino acids.